Molecule: messenger RNA, 2154 nt
Organism: Seriola aureovittata
Lineage: Eukaryota; Metazoa; Chordata; Actinopteri; Carangiformes; Carangidae
Product: unconventional myosin-XV-like
Exons: 21
Coding region: 1-2154 (717 amino acids)
Cellular component (GO): myosin complex
Molecular function (GO): cytoskeletal motor activity; ATP binding
Source: RefSeq, a predicted model, not a curated record
AUGCGAUUGCAGUAUAUCGGCUAUCACACUGCUGCAUCACCGCAGGUGGAUGAGUUACCUGCUGUGGAAGGUUUACGGAUAGAGGGGAACAUCAGCAGCAGAGAGGUGGUGAUGCCAGGCAGCAAAAGAGCUGUGGAGGUGGAUGAGGUGGAAGAUCUGUCCCAGCUGGAAGAGGUGUGUGAGAGCUCUGUGCUUCUGAAUCUGAAGAAGAGGUUCCACCGUGACUGUAUUUAUACUUACAUUGGAAACAUGCUACUGUCCAUUAACCCCUUCAAGCCCCUGAACAUCUACACAGAUGAGCUGAGACAGAAAUACCAGUGCAAAGAGCAGCAGAGAAACCCACCCCAUGUGUACGCCAUAGCUGACAAUGCCUUCAGCCAGUCUCAGACCUCAACACAGGAGCAGUGCAUCAUCAUAAGUGGCCAGAGUGGUUCAGGAAAAACUGAAGCUACCAAGCUGAUAGUUCACUACCUCAGCUCCAUGUAUCAGGGUAGAAGCAACAAUCUGCGACAGGUAAAAAUCCUGGAGGUCUUUCCCAUCCUGGAGAGUUUUGGGAAUGCCAAGACCAUCCUCAACAACAACUCCAGCCGCUUUGGCAAGUACCUCCACAUCCACAUUCUCCAUGGGGUCGUUGUAGGGACCUCAUUGUCCAGGUAUCUCCUUGAGAAGUCCAGGGUUGUAUUUCAGGCCAAUGAGGAGAGGAACUACCAUGUGUUUUAUGAGCUGCUGGCCGGUAUGAACGACUGGGACAAACAGGCGCUCUACCUGCAGGGAGCCGAGACCUAUUACUACCUGAACCAAGGCGGCGCCUGCGAGCUGAACGGGAAGCAGGACAAAGAGGACUUCCAACUUUUGGUUCAGUGCUUUGACGCCAUCGGCCUCCACGCUGACCAGGUCUCCACCGUCUGGGCCAUCCUGUCCUCCAUUCUGCAGCUCGGCAACAUCUGCUUCAGCUCAUACGAGAGCGAGUCCUUUGAGGUGUCCCGGAUCUUCAGCGAGGCUGAGGCCAGGAGGGUUGGCUCCCUGCUGCAGAUUUCCUCUGAGGCCCUGCAGACUGUCAUCACUCACAGAGUCACAGAGACGACGUACGACAGGAUCUACUGCCCUCUGUCUGUGGAAAGUGCCAUAGAAUCCAGAGAUGCCAUAGCCAAAGCCUUGUACUCAGUGUUGUUCGACUGGUUGUUGGAGCAGAUCAACGACUGGCUGAGUCCCACAGAGAUGGACAGCACAGUGGGGAUAGUGGACAUCUACGGGUUUGAGGACCUGGGAGUGAACAGCUUUGAGCAGCUGUGUAUCAACUUUGCCAAUGAGCAGCUGCAGCACUAUGUCAACAAGGCGGUGAUAUGUCAGGAGGAGGAGGAGUACAGUGCAGAACAGAUCCAGUGGCACUCGAUGCCGCACAAGAACUUCCACUCCUGCCUGGAGCUGAUCUCUUCCAGGCCACACGGCAUCCUCCGCAUACUGGACGACCAGACCUGCCUCCCCCAGGCCACCGACCACACCUUCCUCCAGAAGUGCCACUAUCACCAUGGGAACAGCCCCCACUAUGCCAAGCCCAAGAACCCACUCCCAGUCUUCACUAUUUAUCACUAUGCUGGAGCUGUCACCUAUCAGGUCCAUAACUUCCUGAAUAAGAACCACGACCAGUUCAGGACAGAAGUGGUGGAGCUUUUCGCCAGGAGUCGCUUAAAGAUGGUGUCCGAGUUGUUCCAGAAGCUUCAGGACGGUUACAUUCAGCAGAGGGAGCUGGGCUGGAGAGGGAAGGGCCUCCGCCAGCAGCCCUCCACCGCUGCCUCACACUUCCUCCAGUCCCUGACUGAACUCACCACCCGGCUGGAGAGAUGCAAAACCACGUUCAUCCACUGUCUGAAGCCAAACUAUGUCAAGCUUCCUGGGAUCUUUGAUGUGGACUAUGUGUCAGCCCAGCUGAGGCAUGCUGGGACCCUGGAGACCAUCCACAUCAGGAAAGAGGGUUUCCCCAUACGGAUUCAAUACUCCUACUUCAUCGAGAGGAAUGUGGUCUGGGACAGCUGUAACUGCACACAGGCCAGUCUCAGUCCAGACUGUUGUGUUCUGUGGUUCCCUGAUGGCGGAACAAGCUGCCGAACGCUCUCAGAGGAGGGGCAUCCCUCUAUAUCCUCAAGAAUCUCUUGA